CUCAUGAUAACAGAAAGAGAAAUGGACUGUAUUUCAUUAAGCAUGCAAGAUAAAAUGUUCGCACGGAAUAAGCCAAGCUCAAGUGAGUUAGAUAGUAAGAAUUGUGAUGUUAAGAUGACAAAUCUGCAAAAGGAGCCCCUAGUGGAGCUAAGGCCAAAAAUCUAGUGACAAAUCUGAAGUAUUAGAUACUCUUGGAAAGUAUCUAGAAUCACUAAAAAGUGAAGAUGAAGAGAUGAUAGAUGAAGUUUUAAAAUUCUUAGCAUCAAUACCAAGCAAGCCUGAUAUGGAUAAAAGAAUCAUACAGUUGCUGAUAGUCAAGAUAAAUAAAGCUGAUUCACUUUCAAAAUUACCAAAGUUAGUCCUUCUGACAGAAAUUGCUAAACGAGAGACAGAGAGAUUUAAAAAACAUCUUGAGCCAAGACUUCUCCAGAUAUUCUGCCAAACUUUUCUGAAAAACGCUAAUGGGGAUUACAGACUAGAAUUGAUGAAAAUCUUCAAGAGUUGGAGGGGAAUUUUUAGUGAUAAAACUCUUAACGGGAUUUCGGAUAGACUGAAACUUUCUGAUAUAGAAAAAGAGUUGACUUUAAAAAGCAACAAUAGUCCAAAACAUAAUGUACCUUCAAUAACCCUAAAGCAUCCAUCUUCUGUAGCUAUACAGGAAAAUAUGAGGGAAAGACAAUAUUCAUAUCCGAGCCAACUUUCAUCCCAAACUGAUUUUUACAGCCAGAGCAUAGAUUCUGAGCAAGCCCAUUCUUACGAAAAUCUUGGGUGUAGCCAACCAAUUAAUGCUUCAAAUAUGCCUGGAAUGCACUUGUCGAGUUCACCGACCCAAUCGGAGACUUCAUUUGGAAUAUACUCUCAGACCGAUUUAAUGCACCAAAACUCAGCUAGUGGGUAUUGGCAACCUCAAGAUCCUCAAACAAAUCUAGAAGAAUCUCAAAAUUACACAUAUUAUAAAAACCUAUAUGAACAAAUGCUGGGGAUGAUCCCUAUGGUGGAGGAAAUACUGAGGAAGGGUAAAACUUGAGGGGUGCCCCCACCUUUAGGUCUUCCUUCUCUCCAGAAGUACUCUGAAAUUGGGCCUUUAAACAUAGACCAAUAUAAGAGGAUUUGUGAGAAACAAGGGUAAA
Messenger RNA from Moneuplotes crassus, 1130 nucleotides. NCBI's taxonomy places the organism in Eukaryota, Ciliophora, Spirotrichea, Euplotida, Euplotidae. The record is from the annotation of a GenBank genome assembly.